AUGCCUGCAGACGUCGUAGCUGGCGUGGCGGCCGGUGGAGCGAGCAGUGCAGCGGCUGUGUCGGCGGCGGAGGGAGCAGUGCCAGAGUGGAUGGCGGAUUGGUCGCUCGCCCUCGCCCACCGCGCCGAGCCUCACGGCGGCCUCCCGGUCGGCGCUGUCCUGGUCCAGCCGCACUCCGCGGAGCGACUGCGCAAGCUGCUCCUCUCGGCGUGCGGCGCUCGGCUGCCUCUCGAGACCCACCGCCUCGGCCCGUCGCCUCACCGCCGUCUCGACUCGGGGCUGAUGGUGCACUGCCCUCCGCCGAUCGCGACGCUCUUCGAGGCGGCCAUCGCAGGAGAGGCGCCUCUCUGCACCAGUCUCGCUGAGUUUGUAUCUCGCGCACCGGUCGUCUACCUCUCCGGCGUGAGGAGGCACGAGCGAGUACUGGGCCGGGCGCCACCCGCCGCCCGCGGUGUGCCGGCAGCGCCUCCGCCGCCCUUCACGUUUGCAGAGGUGUUCGCCGGGAUCGGCGGCUUUCGCCUCGGCCUCGAGCCUCUGGGAGGGGUGUGCAGCCUCGCGUGCGAGGUCGACCCGAUGGCGUGCGCCACGUACCGGCUCAACUUCGCGCGCGACGGGGCCCUGCUCGAGGCAGACCUCACCGGCCUGCCUGCCGACGAGCUGCCUGCCUUCGACCUGCUCGCGGCAGGCUUCCCGUGCCAGACCUUCUCUGUCCGUGGAGAGCAGCGGGGCGUCGAGAGCACGCCCACCGACUGGAGAGGCGGCCUCUACCUCGAGCUCGUCCGGCUGCUCGCCGCCUGCCGCCCGAAGGCGUUCCUCUUCGAAAACGUGCCCGGCCUCGUCACGCUCGGGGGCGGAGGCCGCUCUGCGGCCGUGAGCGGCAAGCCGACCACCUUCCGCGCCGGCUCCGUCCUACGAGGCAUGGUUGCCGCCUUCGAGGGGCUGCCGCAGUACCGCGAGCGGCUCUUCCUUGCGGGCGUGCGGCGCGACUGCGAGGCGCGGCCGAUGGACUGGAGCGGACUCUGCUACGAAGGCGGCCAGCCGCGGGGGACCUGUCUCGGACGCGUCUCGGACGCGUCUCCGGCACAUGCCUCGGACGCGGCGGAGCUGACGGAGGCGCAGCUCUCCGUCGUGAUGGCCCAGCUGGAGGCGCGGGGCGAGUGCCUGGCGGACCGCGCCAUCCCAACCGAGGGCAAGGCGCCGACCCUCAUCUCGCUCUACCAAAAGACGGGCGGCUUCUCCACAAAACUGAUGGGCUUCCCGGAGAGCUACUCGAUCCCGCCACGCAAGCAGGGCGCCGGCUACUCGGGCUUCUACAGGCAGAUUGGCAACGCCGUCUGCCCUCCAGUCGUCGCCGCGGUGGGGGAGCGGUUGCUGGUAGCCGCGGGCGUCAGGGCGGCGGACGAGACGUAG
Emiliania huxleyi CCMP1516 is the source of this 1410-nucleotide messenger RNA. RefSeq lists its product as hypothetical. NCBI's taxonomy places the organism in Eukaryota, Haptophyta, Isochrysidales, Noelaerhabdaceae. Gene Ontology annotation, molecular function: methyltransferase activity. The transcript is spliced from 5 exons. Gene Ontology annotation, cellular component: nucleus. Bases 1 to 1410 code for a protein of 469 amino acids. The record is from RefSeq and is a predicted model, not a curated record.